AUGCAGUCCCAGCGCCUGGCCUGCUUUGGGGUUUUUGCUGCCCCAGCCUACGUGCUGCUGAGGCCUGCACCUGCCAGGCUGCUCAACUCCUCCUGCUCCUGGGAGAAGAAGACACUGCAGUGCAGCUGCUCCUUCCGUGGGGUCCCCACACCCUCUGUGCAGUGGUGGCUGCUGGGAGGCACCCCCGUGAGUGCGAGCAACACGAACGCGAGCCUGAACGUGACUUCCAUUGUGCUUGAGCCCUGGGCCAACAGCACUGUCAGACUGAGUGAGAAGCCAGCAGCAGGCUCGAGCCUUCUCUGCGAGGGGAGGAACCACAAUGGAGUCCAUGCUCUGAGCAUCCUGCUGAUGUCAGGAAGGAGCCCCUGGGCUCCCCAGCUCUUUCUGAAAGGGCUGCUCAAGGGCGUUGUCUACGGAACCCUUGCCGUCGCACUGCUCUUUCUCUGCCUCCUCCCCAUCAUAGUGAAAUACAUCAGAGUGACUCAGGCGCAGACAACCACAGCCAUCAAACCAAAGGAGCAGGCUCGAGCUAGAGCAAGCCAAGGACGCAAGAAGUCUCUGAAGCGCAAGGAAACGGGAGAAUCCAUAACGGCACCCUCCUCUGAGAGCCAGAUGCUGUGUGAGCGGACGGAGGAGCGUCCCUACACCGGCCUGGAGUCUAGAAGGCUGGCAGGAGUCUAG
Molecule: messenger RNA, 681 nt
Organism: Ochotona curzoniae (black-lipped pika)
Lineage: Eukaryota; Metazoa; Chordata; Mammalia; Lagomorpha; Ochotonidae
Gene: SIGLECL1
Product: SIGLEC family like 1
Exons: 5
Coding region: 1-681 (226 amino acids)
Biological process (GO): cell adhesion
Cellular component (GO): plasma membrane
Molecular function (GO): sialic acid binding
Source: RefSeq, a predicted model, not a curated record